UCCAACCCAGUACGAGAGGAACCGUUGGUUCGCACAAUUGGCAAUUGUGCUUGGCUGAAAAGCCAGCGGUGCAAAGCUACCGUGCGUGGGAUUAUGACUGAACGCCUCUAAGUCAGAAUCUGUGCUUGCAGCGACGGCGUAUGCCUCCUCGGAUGACACAAGGCUGUCGAUAGGGCCAGCCGGCCUGGCCCCGAAAGCAUAAGUUCGGAGUUGUCCCUCCUGCAGCGGAGCACCGACGCCCUGGGGGUCUCUUCAUCGCAUUUUCUUUCGCUCGGGGAGUCAAACCCUUUGCAGACGACUUAGACAGGGAACGGGGUGUUGUAAGCAGUAGAGUGGCCUUGUCGUCACGAUCUGUUGAGAUUCGGCCCUUUGUUCCAAAGGUUUCCCCCACCUUCUGGCUCCCCACCCCUCCUCAAAUGUUUGAACGACGGUCAUCCGCGUUUGAAGAGAGUCGUCGCCCUUGUAUACGGGCCGAUGAACUGCUUUCUUCUUAUUUUUUAUUUUUUAUUUUUCCUUUAUUUUUUUUUCAGUCUUGCUGCUUCCGUCUGAAGCCCCUUUUGCCCGAUGUGGUACUCGACUUUCAGCUCAAAGGAGAACUGUACCCGAGCCCAUGUUGGGGUGGGUGCCACGUUGUAAGCUUCUGGCCACUGCGGCGCGCCAUCUGUCCGAAAGCAUGGAUAUGUGUCCGCGUGUCUUCCUGUACUUGACCCGGUGGGCGUUUGUGCAUGCCACAUUGUCCGAUGUCGCCCCAUACUGCCUGCCACUUUUGGCUGCACGGAGACCUGGGACCAAAGGCUGGAUCGACGUGGGAAUGGAGCGAUGGCCUUUGCAUCAACAAGGAUGCAGGGGACUCACCGGACCAGGGGGAAGGGGACUCGCCACAGGCGCCACCAGACGAGUCCCAGCAGCCGGAAAAUGGGACAUACGACGGGCAGCAGGAAGAAGAAACGCCGGUCGAAGAGGAACAGAUGGAAAGUGGGACACAAGACAGGCAGCAGGCAGCGGAAAGGCCGGAGAGAGGUGGGAUUCAAGAAGACGUGACACAAGAUCGCCAGCGGGGGAACGAGAGACCAGAGCGGGAGACGGCUCAAGCAGUGAGCACAGAAGAGGGAAAUGAAUUCCAGGAAUGGACUGAUGUUGGGGAGGUGGACAGCCCAUUCUUGAGACGCAACCUCUGCAGYRGGCCGUGUGCAGGUUCCCUGGAAGGGGACGCCGAAGAGGGUGACAGCCCUGUCGACCGCCGGACCCUGCUGCGCAACAAGGUGUUGUCCAAUAGUCGGGUUGCUUGGGAACGCAGCCCCAAUUGGGUGUUGAGAUCGUCGGAGCUGCUCUCAUGUACAAUAGAAGGGGGGACGGCUGUUGCGCGACUGGCCCCGGACGUGAGCUACUUGCUGAUGACGUAUGCCCGGACCCAUGCGGUGGUCCUGAAGCUUCCAAAAGGCGUUGCAUCUUGGUCCAGGAGCAUGAAGAAGAGGUGGGCGCUGGCUCGAGAAGAGUUGUGGCUCAUGGGGAGGGGACCGUGGAAAGGCUCGAUCGAUGUUGAGGGGGCGCGGACGGUGAUCUAUAUGGCCCCCUCAACGGAACUUCGCGAUUGGUUGAUUGGGGAAAGGCGUGUGGAGCUCAUCACCGUGGGAGGACGACAAUAUGAAGUGUCGCUCUCCCCCUGGUGCGCGCCGGCGGAGUUGGAAUUUCAGAGAGAGGAGGAGAGGCGAAACUGGCCAUGGAUCAAGGUGUUUAGCCCUCCCUCAUAUGUGGCUCCCCUCGAAGAACUACUGGUGCAACAGCUGUUCGGCGAUAUAUUUUCUAGGGUAUCUUUCAUGGAGGAUGAGAAGGAGUAUCGGAAAUACGUGGUGAAGGGACCACUCAAGGCUGCAUGGCGUGAUAUUGAGCGGCGAUUUGACGCAGAGUUUUUGCAAGAGUUAAACGAAGCAAGGUGGCGGGACGGGGGGGGAGCGCACCAUUCGGGUAUGUCAGCUACGAUGGAUCAAGCGCGGGAGAUGAGCGCGCAACGGCGGAGGGGAGGGCGUCGGACUCGAACGACCUUGGGGGCCACGGUUGAGAGGAUGGAAAUGGACCCCCCGCAGUGGCUAUUUGGUGAGGACUCUAAUAAACGGAAGGAGGAACAGAGGGAGGAUUUGCGAGUGCCAUUGGAGGAAGGUACAGGGGACAAACGGCAGUGUGGAGUGGACGUGCCUCAGAGUCAGGAGCCAGCUAGUACGAAGUCAAGCGGGAAUCAGGUGGAGGGUGAGAAGGAGGAUGCAGAGGUAUCGGAAGGACAACGCAAGGUGGAGGAUGAGGAGGAGACGGCAGUUGGUGACGUCGACCAACCACACGAAGGGGUGGCGAUAGCGGAGGGAGAGCGGCCGGAGCAAGCAACCCCGGAAGGACAGCAAAAGGGGAAGGCGGUAAGGAUGAAGGAUCGAGUAGGGGAGGGGAGAAGAUGGGGAAUGCCAAGGUGGAGAACCAUGCGAAGGCAGAGGGGUAUUGUGAUAAAGACAAGUCUAGUGAGGAACGUGAAGGUGAGAGUGUCCAGGCAUCGUCGGAGGAACGAGAAGCUACCUGAUGCCGCGGGGUAUGUGAUCGUGGGAGACUUCAACACGACUGUCCAGCCAGGGCUGGACUCAGUACUGGACCGGCCGGUGGCACCGGAUACGGAAACACUGCAGGUUAUGAUGGCCGAGCUGGGCUGCGUAUCGAUCAGCCCACCCAGAUGUGGGGGACUUUACAUGGUACGACUCAGCGGGCAGGCGCAGUCGUCUGGAUAUGAUUUUGGUGUCUUACCCAAUUUACCACAAUGGCAGCACGGUGACCCUCCUACCGACAGCGCUGUCGGAUCACGUUGGAGUAUUGGCGACCUUCCCGGUGGGCGAGACGAUGACGGGCCGCCCUCUGCCAUCCAUCCCAGCGUGGGUGUUUCAGAAGCCCGAGUACCAGCCUCUUAUAAGACAGCACUGGGAGUCCUGGGUGCAGAUGACACCGGGGCCAUCAUUCCCCCUGUCAUCCAACAGCUGCGUUGUCUUCAGCGGGACCUGCAUGUUUUCGCACAGUAUUCAGGGGCCAGAGUUAAUUGGGCAAAGUYGAUGGCGAUACUCCCUAGGGGCAUCGUGAGGCCGGAAGGAUGGGACAUCCCCACCCUUGAGGAUGAGGACAACUUGCGCUUCUUGGGCGUCAUGAUACGCCCGCAGGAGGGGGGGGGGCUGCAGAUGGAUGRCCUAGUGGCUGCGRCGAUACUGCGAACGGGCCGCUGGGCGAAGCGAGCCUACCUGGGGAUCUUUGGGAAAGCACUGGUCUUAAGAAACUUGGUGCUGUCCACGUUGUGGUAUGCUGGGGCYAUUCACAUGCCGAGGGAGCGAUCUUUAAAUUUGCUGCGGGCCGCGAUACACAGAUACCUGUGGGCAGGGGAUGUCGAGGCAGAGUCAACCAUUCCGCGGGUGGCCUGGCGGAAACUGAUCCAGCCCAGGGGCUAUGGGGGAUUGGGUAUUUUGGAUCCGGGCCUGCAAAUGGCGGCACUGCAGAUGCGAAACCUGAUAUGGCUGCUGUUGGGCACAGCGGGGUCGGUGUGGGAAAGCCUGUCAAUGCAGCAUCUGGCCUACACUCUGGGCAUGACGGAGCAGAUGGCAACGGUGGUGUUGGUCAGCCCAGCACUCAUCAACCACGUGCGACGGGAUCAGGUGUGGACUACGCCGCUUACGCUGUGGAAGAAGCUUCGUCUGCAGCAGAAGCUACCGGGUACAGCCGAUGCAGUCUACAACCAGCUCCUCUUUGACAACCCUUGUGUCUGCAAUGAUGAAGGCGACCCGUUCCCUUGGCAAGGGGUGUCGGGGGCCUUUGGGCGGCGAUGGGCCGAAUGCGGGAUCUUCAAGGUUGGGCACCUGUGGGACGAAGAGGCAAGGGACUGGAAGACGGAUGCGGUCAUGGCCCAGCAACUCCCCCAUAAGUUCCGGCGACAGCAGCAUUUAGCGGAACUACGGGCGGCAGUGCCCACGCAGUGGGUGGACAUCCUGAAGGCUAACGAAUGGGGGAUUGGGGACUGGUUGAGACAAAAAGGAGAACUGCACCCCACACAACUCUACCAGAUCCUGCAGGUGAGGGAGCAGGAAGUUGAAACGCGAGAAUGGAGAGUGGGUACGGGGUAUGAUGGGCUGGGGACCCCGAUGACCGCGGGGGCAAGAAGGCGGUGGGGCAAGGUGGAAAUGGAAACGGUGGUGGUGUGUGAUGAAGGAACCGGAUUGGGAAUGGGASAUGCUAGGCCGUAUCGAAUCAGCCGUACCGACUGAGUGGAACUGGCCUAGGCAGAACUACAACCACCGCCAACUCCCCAUCCACCAAGUGACCACCARRGCUGUGUACUGAUCG
Molecule: messenger RNA, 4356 nt
Organism: Chara braunii
Lineage: Eukaryota; Viridiplantae; Streptophyta; Charophyceae; Charales; Characeae
Source: the annotation of a GenBank genome assembly